Molecule: messenger RNA, 1470 nt
Organism: Cucurbita pepo subsp. pepo (vegetable marrow)
Lineage: Eukaryota; Viridiplantae; Streptophyta; Magnoliopsida; Cucurbitales; Cucurbitaceae
Source: RefSeq, a predicted model, not a curated record
GUGAGUGUCUCACCGCCAUAUUCUGUCUUUCUUCACAUUCCGAGGGAGUUUGUGAGUUUAUAAUAUUAAUUGAUUGUUAGUUUGUGUGAAAUCUGGUUGAGGUCGAAGGAAGGGCAUGGCGACGGCGGUUGUGAUUGGGGGCGGCGGGUCUUCUUCUUCUUCUUCUUCUUCUUCUUCUUCUUCUUCUUCUUCUUCGAAGUCGAGGAGAAGGCAAAUUUGGUACUCUCAGCCGCUGACUCCGUUGAUGGAAGGGCCGGAUCCGCAGUUCCAAGACCAAGAAGCCAACAAGAAAGACUCCUCCGCUUUCAACUGGGAAUUCCUCCGCGACUGGUUCAAGAUCCAGCGCAACCUCCCGCCCUCUCUCCCCCCAUCCUCCUUCACCAACGUUCCCAAUUCCAAGACCCAAGAUUUGAAGCUUUUGCUCGGCGUUCUCGCAUGCCCUCUCGCUCCCAUUCCUCUCCACUCCCAUUCCAAUUCCCCUCCACAAUCCCAUUUCCCACGCGAUACUCCUCUUGAAACUUCCGUGGCUCAUUAUAUCAUUCAGCAAUACUUGGCCGCCACCGGAUGUCUCAAACAGCAGAAGUGCGCCAAGAACAUGUACACCACGGGAAGCGUGAAGAUGAUUCGCUGCGAAACAGAGGUUUCCUCAGGUAAAUCUGUGAAGACGGUAGGGACAAGAUGCGAGGACACCGGCUGCUUUGUUCUUUGGCAAAUGCUACCGGGUAUGUGGUCCCUCGAAUUGGUAGUCGGUGGCAGUAAGGUGGUGGCCGGCAGCGACGGCAACACCGUCUGGCGCCACACUCCCUGGCUCGGCACUCAUGCCGCCAAAGGCCCCCAACGACCCCUCCGUCGCAUUAUUCAGGGGCUUGACCCAAAGGGAACAGCGAGACUGUUCGAGAAGGCCCAAUGCCUGGGAGAGAAGCGGAUCGGGGAAGACGAGUGCUUUGUGCUGAAGGUGUCGGCGGAGCGGGAGGCAGUGAUGGAGCGGAACGAGGGGCCUGCGGAGGUGAUAAGGCACGUGCUGUACGGCUACUUCUGCCAGAAGAGCGGAGUGCUGGUGUACCUGGAGGACUCCCACCUGACCAGGGUUCAGACGGAAGGCGACGCUGUGUACUGGGAAACCACCAUCGGAAGCAGCAUCGGGGACUACAGGGACGUGGACGGGGUCCUCAUCGCUCAUCGGGGCAGGUCCAUAGCCACUGUCUUCAAGUUUGGGGAAAUGUCCACACAAUUUAGCAGGACCCGUAUGGAAGAGGUUUGGAGUAUUGACGACGUGAUGUUCAACGUGGCUGGCCUUAGCAUCGACUACUUUCUUCCUCCCGCUGAUAUUUGUGAUACCCUUCACUCUCACUCCUCCCAUUCUCCAUGACUUCACUGUAUAAGUACUAAGUACUUCAUAACGCUUCCUAAUUACUUCACUGUAUACACCAUCAUCCACAACAACUUCUACUUCCUGCUCUUCAUCCCUCA